This is a messenger RNA of Lodderomyces margitis, 630 nucleotides long. RefSeq names its product ESCRT-III subunit protein (gene VPS24). Gene Ontology annotation, biological process: late endosome to vacuole transport; endosome transport via multivesicular body sorting pathway; protein transport. The record is from RefSeq and is a predicted model, not a curated record. The transcript has a single exon. Gene Ontology annotation, cellular component: multivesicular body; ESCRT III complex. Lineage: Eukaryota; Fungi; Ascomycota; Pichiomycetes; Serinales; Debaryomycetaceae. Bases 1 to 630 code for a protein of 209 amino acids.
AUGAGAAAGAUCAACCUGCUUCUUCGAAAGAAUAAGCGCGAGUUGGAUAGAUCAAUUAACCAACUCCAACCUUUGAAAAAGAAAACCGAAGGUUUGAUCAAAAAGUCCGCUAAGGAAAAGGAUUAUAAAACAGCCAAAUUGUACGCCAAAGAAUUGAUCAAUAUUAAUAGACAGUACAAGAAAUUGUACACCUCGAGAACUAGGGUCGAGUCAAUAACAAUGUCCAUCAAUGAGCAAUACCUGAUGAACAAAUUGACCAAAUCCAUACAUUCGUCCACGUCCAUCAUGAAAGAUGUUAAUCUGUUGAUUCAUAUUGGUGCUGUUUCUCAAACGAUGCAAGAGUUGUCGAAAGAAUUGACUAAAGCUGGUAUUAUAAAUGAGAUGAUGGACGAUAUGGUUGAUUUGGAGUAUGACGAAGAUGAAGAGCUAGAAAGCGAAUCACAAGAAGAGGUCAACAAGAUCAUAGCCAACUUGACAGAAGAAAAGACCAGCAAAGUAUCUGAAGUGCCCACCACCCAACUUGAGGCACCACAGAUUGAAGAGGAGAUUCCUGCGACAGAAGAAGAGGAUGAGGAAGAUACUAUUGCAAUUGAUGAGAUAAAACAGAGACUUAAAGCGCUACAAUCGUAG